AUGGAGAACGUUCAUGAGCUACAGCAUCCUCUCCUGGCCAAGCCUUCUGGGAAGCUGGUGAUUCAUGGUAGGAUGCUAAACCAAUCCAGUCCCCAGAAACACUCCGGAUUGCUGUCUUGCCAUGUGCCACCUAGUUUUCCUUGGCUGCAGCCAGGCUCCGCAGUCCUUUCCCAUCAGCUCUUGGAUCCCAGUAGCCUGCAGAGGACAGUUGAGCCCUACUGUACCCCGGAACCGACGCUGUACCCCGAGCUGUGGAAAUCGAGCAAUCCCCAAGGAUGGAAGAAGAAAGAUUACAUUGAAACUGCCUUUGGAGAUAGCAAGGAGGCCGGUGAGCUGCCCAGGAAAGUGGCUCUGGAAAAAGACAUUCAUACCGUCUGCUACGAAGUGGGUGACACCGAGUUACCGGACCUGGAGAAUGACUCUUCCAGCGACAGCGACACAGAAAGCGAAAGCAGUUUCUCCAUGCUGCUGCCUCAGGACUACCUAGGCUUGGCUGUUUUCUCCAUGUUAUGUUGCUUCUGGCCAUUGGGCAUCGCUGCCUUCUAUCUGUCCCAAAAGACCAACAAGGCAUCAGCCAAAGGGGACUACCCAAGAGCAUGGACAGCUUCCCGCCAGACCUUUGCGUUGGCUGUCCUCUCCAUCAUCCUUGGCAUCUGUACCUACAUUGGCGCCGUGGUGGCUCUGAUCGCCUAUUUGUCCAACAAGGCACCCACCUAGACCGUCCUACCCCCUGGAGACAUACCAUCCCCACUUUCCCCCAUCAGUGUUGAAAACUAGGGAACGGGAAUUGGACACGAAGCUCAUUGGCACGUUUCCUGACAUGGUUUUCGUCAAAACAACCCCUUUGUCUCAAGACUCGGCAACCCCUUGAACCAAAAUGGGGCCAGUUGUGAAUUGGGUUGCAAUAGGCAAGAAAACUGGGCUGGGGGAUGGGAAAGGUAUGGGCACAGAGGGUGGCGAACAAGGGAGGCAAAGACCACCAGGUCUAUAUCAAGCAGUCUCCCUGGAAUCUUUCCUUUCCAGGCAAUGGAUGCCAAAUGGGGCAGCAUUUCUCCAGGCAAUCUUGCUGAAACAAAUCCAUUCAUCCAGGUUGGAUGUGUAACAGAAUUCUUGGGACUUUUGAGUAUCUCGGAUGUGCUGCUUCCAGUGUAAGGAGCGAGGAGGGACGUUGCCUAUGGACAAAAUGGACACUCCAGCCCCGAACCCUCUCUCAAGUCCUUGUGUGUCUUUGUUUUAUACAGAGCCCCAUGCUCAUUGUGGUCAAGAGAUCCAAGGCUCAUGCACACACUCCUGCCCUCAAUAAAACUGCCCUUGCACUCUG
Messenger RNA from Sceloporus undulatus (fence lizard), 1321 nucleotides. Its product is annotated as transmembrane protein 91-like. The record is from RefSeq and is a predicted model, not a curated record. NCBI's taxonomy places the organism in Eukaryota, Metazoa, Chordata, Lepidosauria, Squamata, Phrynosomatidae. Gene Ontology annotation, cellular component: membrane; intracellular membrane-bounded organelle. The coding region runs from base 1 to 717 and encodes 238 amino acids. The transcript has 3 exons.